GAUGCCCCGCACUCGGUGCGCCUUCCGCGGACCGGGCGACCGAGUGUGCAGCGAGAGCCCUACUCUCUGUCUGGCUGACCCCGCGCCAAGCCGGGGCGGCUCGGGCCGCGGCCGCACACCGCGCCCCGCGUCGACAGCGCAGGCCCGAAAGACCCGCCGCACUGACAGCAUGAGCCGCACGGCCUACACUGUGGGAGCCCUGCUUCUCCUGUUGGGGACCCUGCUGCCCACCGCUGAAGGGAAAAAGAAGGGGUCCCAGGGUGCCAUCCCCCCGCCAGACAAGGCCCAGCACAAUGACUCAGAGCAGACUCAGUCUCCCCAGCAGCCCGGCUCCAGGAACCGGGGGCGCGGCCAAGGGCGAGGCACCGCCAUGCCCGGCGAGGAGGUGCUGGAGUCCAGCCAGGAGGCCCUGCAUGUGACUGAGCGCAAAUACCUGAAGCGGGACUGGUGCAAAACCCAGCCGCUGAAGCAGACCAUCCACGAGGAGGGCUGCAACAGCCGCACCAUCAUCAACCGCUUCUGCUAUGGCCAGUGCAACUCCUUUUACAUCCCCAGGCACAUCCGGAAGGAGGAGGGCUCCUUUCAGUCCUGCUCUUUCUGCAAGCCCAAGAAAUUCACCACCAUGAUGGUCACCCUCAACUGCCCUGAACUGCAGCCGCCCACCAAGAAGAAGAGGGUCACUCGAGUCAAGCAGUGUCGAUGCAUAUCCAUCGAUCUGGAUUAAGCUGGGCACACCCAGCCUGUCCUCGGGAUGCAGCCCCAGGCGGGCCCAGAGCCAGACCUAAAACCACCCGAUUCUUACUUGGCUUUAAACCUACAGGCAAGAAGAACCACCAGCUGCCUUCUGACAGGAGCCUGCUAGUGCGUAGUUAGUGUGCGUGAGUGUGCAUGGGUGUCUGUGGGUGUUUGCAGACACCAGAGGAGGGCACUUCCUAGUGUGUAAGCCUUUCCGUUUCCAUGGGGAUGGCCCAGAAAGCCCACACCAGGGAAGGCACAUGAAGAGGGGCAGGGCUGUGGUCUGGUUCUGCCUGUGUAUUACAUGUGCCCUCCCUCCCUGGGGGCCAGAAUCCCCCUCCCGAAUGAAUGUUAACAGAAGAGGCUACUCUGACCGCAAGAGACCUGUUGUAGUGCUGCAUUAUACUCGGCAAAGGUGUUUCCACCUGUGCAUGCUUCCCUUCCACAGCCCAUCCCUUCUUAGGCUCUCAGUGACCGUUUCAAUCUAAUCCCCUAUCUGCUAAGGGCUCUAAAUGAGCUCACUUGACCAUAGAUGCAAAUGUUUCUCAUUUGGGGAAGACUCUUCGGACUCGGAGAGGCUGGUGUGUACAUGGGCAAGAAGGACAUAGGAGUGAGAGAAGGGAGGGAUUGAUGGGGAGGACCAGCUGGGCACAGCAAAGUUCAGGGAGAUGUGCAGGGUCUUGAAAGGCCACUCCCCGAACACAGGGCAACCCCAGGCUUCAGCAAGUCUUUCCCUGCUAUUUAACUGAAACCAAGUGAACGGAGGAGAAAUGGAAUUGCCAAAUCCUCAUUGACCGUGGCCGUCACCAUGAUCUGCUGAAAUUGGCUGUAACCCAACACCAAACUUAAAACAUAAAUAUUGACCACUCCUAUUUUCAGAACCGAGUGAGCUGAACCAAGACAAAUCCUCCCCCUUCACCCC
This is a messenger RNA of Herpailurus yagouaroundi (jaguarundi), 1657 nucleotides long. It is a transcript of the gene GREM1, whose product is annotated as gremlin 1, DAN family BMP antagonist. Gene Ontology annotation, molecular function: BMP binding; receptor ligand activity. Gene Ontology annotation, biological process: animal organ morphogenesis. The record is from RefSeq and is a predicted model, not a curated record. NCBI's taxonomy places the organism in Eukaryota, Metazoa, Chordata, Mammalia, Carnivora, Felidae. The transcript is spliced from 2 exons. The coding region runs from base 2 to 724 and encodes 240 amino acids.